Molecule: messenger RNA, 1680 nt
Organism: Aspergillus puulaauensis
Lineage: Eukaryota; Fungi; Ascomycota; Eurotiomycetes; Eurotiales; Aspergillaceae
Exons: 4
Coding region: 1-1680 (559 amino acids)
Cellular component (GO): mitochondrion
Molecular function (GO): proline dehydrogenase activity; FAD binding
Source: RefSeq, a predicted model, not a curated record
AUGUUCCUCGCGCUGAGACAUAGGGCUGUCCUAGGGCCACGGACUACUCUAUUCGUGGCUCGUCAGCCGCCAAUUCGGUUCGCAUCGACGACAGGACAUUUCAAUGCUAGAGGUGUUUGGAACGACGUUUUACUUAGGUGGAGGAACGCCUCAAAGAACGGAAAAAGAGUCACAUACCUUACUGGGGGCACCAGUCUCGCUGUACUUGGUUUACUGCUGGUUGACGGUAGGGACAGCGACGAGGCCACCGACUCGCACGACGUGAAAGCGCUGUCGCGGGUUCCAUUCGGGAAACUGUUUACGGGGUGGAUAGCGUUUACAUUCUGUUCCUCCCCAACCUGGGUCGAUAUCAGCGAAACACUCUACAACGUCCUCAGCCGAAUCCCCAUCCUCGAAUCCAUAACGGACUUCUUCGUCAUCAGAACCUUUUUCAACCAAUUCCUCGGCGGGAAAACAACGGACGACUGCAUCCCCAAGAUCCAAGCACUCCGCUAUAACCAUAUCGGGACUCUACUCGGGUAUAACAUCGAAGCCGAACUUGACGGGUCAAGUAAAGACCCCAGAUUAAUUAGAAUCCAAACAAAGCAUGUUCUGGAAUCAAUCGAGGCGCAGGGGAAACUAGGCAGAGAAUUCUGCCCUGAUACGGCCAGGACAAGCGGGGAUAGUCGCUCCUGGGUCCGGAUUAAAGUUACAGGACUCCUUCCACAUCCUAUUGCUUUACUCCAUGGCUCGAAUGCAAUUCUUGAAGCGAGGGAUGCGAAGGGACUCGAUAAAGAUGUCCCGUAUCCUGGCCUCCCUCACGACGGCGACUGGGAGGCAGCAUUAAGCGGGAAACAAGUGACGGCUUCUGAUCGGCGACAGCUGCUCGAUUUAUACUCGACCCUAGAUAUGAUUAUGAAAAGGGGACGCGAGAAUAAUGUCAGGAUUAUUGUCGAUGCUGAACAGACCUGGUACCAACCUAUCAUUGACAGUUUAACCGAUGAACUUAUGCAGAAGUAUAACACGCUAGACGGCCCAGCUACAUGCGUUGCUUCGUUCCAGGCUUAUCUUCGACGAUACCCGCAGCUACUGGAGCAGCAGAUCCAGCGAGCGCAGGAAAAGGGGUAUAAACUCCUGUUUAAACAAGUCAGAGGGGCCUAUAUCAAGACUGAGGGUGAGCGGUGGACAAAGGAAGAUCGUCAAGGCCCCGGUCCUGUGUGGGGUACAAAAGCCGAAACCGACGCGAGCUUUAAUUACGGCGUGGAGAAGGCGCUGAGAGCUGUGAGUAAACAGAUCCAGGAGAGUGGGUGCUCUGUACUCGGUGCGGUGUUUGCGACGCAUAACUCGUGUAGUGUGGAUCUGGGGAUCAGGCUUCUGGAGGAAUAUGGGUUAGCGGAGCGCAGGAGUGAUGGGAAGCUUAUCGUCUCGAAUGAGGCUGCUGGGAGUGUUGCCUUUGGGCAGCUCUAUGGAAUGAAAGACGACCUUACGAACAAGAUCGUGGGCUCUGUCACUACGAAGGAUGGAUUUCCUCUUGUAGUCAAGUCUAUGAGUUACGGUGAUCUUAAAGAAUGCCUGCCGUUCCUAGCUAGGAGAGCCACCGAAAACAAAGCUGUUCUGGAGGGAAGGGGUGGUGCACGCUCUGAGAGGGUCAGGCUGGGUCGUGAGAUUCGAAGACGCCUACUUCCUUGGACAUCAUACUAG